Molecule: messenger RNA, 714 nt
Organism: Papaver somniferum (opium poppy)
Lineage: Eukaryota; Viridiplantae; Streptophyta; Magnoliopsida; Ranunculales; Papaveraceae
Exons: 1
Coding region: 1-714 (237 amino acids)
Source: RefSeq, a predicted model, not a curated record
AUGGUGGUUAAUGGAAGGUUGUGGUAUAACACAAGGAGGACUAUGAAUGCGGCAGAACAACUAGAAUGGGAUAGUUUAUGCAAUGAACUAGGUCCUGUACCAGUUUUUGAUGAAGAUAUGGAUGAAAUCACUUAUGAAGGAGAAUUCAGUGUGAAGAAGGUAUAUGAAAUGCAGAUGGCAGAUGCAGAGAUACCUUCAUUUCAGAAGUUCUUAUGGAGAAAACAGAUACCACCUAAGGUCAGUUUCCUUUUACGGGCAUAUAUGCAUGAUUCUAUUCCAACACUUUCUGAGCUUAGACAUAGAGGUGUAGAGGUUGCUUUAGAUAGAUGUCAUUUCUUCCUGACUGAGAUGGAAAAUGUUGAUCACAUGUUUGUGAACUGUAAAUGUUCUUAUGAUAUUUGGAUGAAUUUUUUGGGAGCUUUCAAAAUGCAACGCGUGAUGCCUACCACACUGCAAAGUUUAUUUGAGAUAUGGAGUCAAUGUAAGCUCAGAGGAAGGUGCAGGGAUGUAUGGGAAAGGAUUCACUAUGUGAUUGUCUGGCACAUUUGGCAGCAAAGAAAUGACAGAGCAUUUGGUGUUAGACAUAAGACAGUGUCUGAAUUGGUGUUGCUCAUUAAGCAUGAUAUUUUGGUUUGGCUACAUGAAAAGGAAACUUUUAAAAAUAUUCCUGUAACAUCUAUUUUGUUCAAUCGGGAGACGGCUCUACACUCGUAA